AUGGGUGAGGAUCUAAGAACUGGGGAUUUGGUUUUGUGUAAAGUCGGGUCCUUUGCACCUUGGCCAGCCGUCGUGUUCCCGCAGCGACUACUCAGAAAGGACGUAUAUCGCAGGAGACGUGCGGAUUGCGUUGCGGUGUGUUUUUUGAAUGACGAGACAUAUUACUGGGAUAAGCCUGCACGUUUGAAACGGCUGGAAAAGGACACAAUACGACAGUUUUUGGACGAUGCUGCUAUGUCGGGAGACGUUGACGAAUUUCUGGUGGGAGCCUAUGAAGAGGCGGCGGACUACGACUCGUUACAUGAGUUUAUCAUGCGAAGGCUCAGUGAUGAGGGGCGUACUGACGACUGGGACGGUAAAGAGAAACUGGAAGCCGGUCAGGAUCCGUUUGAGGGUAAAAAGUCUGAGUCGCCUGCUGCCGCGACGACGACGACAAAAUCUAAAAACAAACGGCCUCGUUCUGCGAAGAGUGCGGACAAUGAGAAUGGUAUGCCCCGCUCGACUGAAGACAAUGGUACCAGCUCAAAUAAACCUGUGCCCCUCAUUUCGAAGUCACGUGACUCAGCUAAAACAGAUCGCAAGCGACAAAGGUUAGAUCAAAGCAGGCGAAUUGAAAUAACGCUUCUGUUCCGUCGUAAAUUGCAAAGGAACUUGGUACAACGAGAUACACCUCCGUCUGACGACGAAAUUAAGGAAUCUCACAAGUUGCUUCGUAAAAUCAACGAAAACCUCAUUGCCAACGACCAAUUUUUCGAUAUUAACGCUCUGCGACAAAGCAAACUACACAAGUUGCUAAAGGUCAUAUCGAAUGAUAGGAAUUUGGAAGAAUUCCAUGAAGAAUGUACCACCAUUUUGGACAAAUGGUCACCCAUCAUACGCGAAUUGAAAUUGGAAAAAUUGAAAACCAAGACAUAA
This is a messenger RNA of Lachancea mirantina, 915 nucleotides long. NCBI's taxonomy places the organism in Eukaryota, Fungi, Ascomycota, Saccharomycetes, Saccharomycetales, Saccharomycetaceae. The record is from the annotation of a GenBank genome assembly.